CAGAGUAAGACAUAGAAUAAUGCAAGAGACAGUGUUCCUCUUCACGGAAGAGAAUCUGAACAAAGAGCCAUCGUCAGGGGUUAAAUACAAACAAAGCUCCCGGCGCGUGGUUCCCAUGACAAGUUGCGAGGUGAGUGAUGCGGCUGCCGAGAUUAGAAUAGUAGAGAAGGUGCUAAAGAACGGCGACCUUUAUAACGGAGGCUUAUCCGCGGGUGUUCCGCAUGGGACAGGGAAGUAUCUGUGGUCGGAUGGUUGUAUGUACGAAGGGGAGUGGACACGUGGCAAAGCGAGCGGUAAAGGACGCUUUUCUUGGCCGUCCGGAGCGACCUAUGAGGGUCAGUUCAAGGACGGUCGAAUGGACGGCGAAGGGACGUUCAUUGGAAUCGACGGGGAUACUUAUAGAGGGCAUUGGCUGUGGGGAAGAAAGCAUGGCUACGGAGAGAAGCGGUAUGCAAACGGUGACGUUUACCAAGGAAACUGGAAGGCCAAUCUGCAAGAUGGUAAUGGACGUUAUGUGUGGAGCGAUGGGAAUGAGUAUGUGGGAGAGUGGAAGAACGGUGUUAUCUCCGGGAAAGGGGCAAUGACGUGGGCUAACCGAAACCGUUAUGAUGGGCUAUGGGAAAAUGGAGCCCCGGUUGGGAAAGGGGUGUUGAGUUGGGGUGAGGAGAAGACUAGUUAUAACGGGUGGGGGAGGAAGUGCAAGAAGAAAGAUGAUGAGAUUGUGCAGCACCAUAAGCUCUCUUCCGUUGAAACUUUGUCAACGAAUACUAAUUUCCCGAGAAUUUGUAUAUCGGAACUGGAGGAUAGUGGCGUGUGUGAUCACGUAGAGGCAAGUCCGUACACGAGCGAGUCAGAUACGAGUGGAUGUGGAGAGCAAGAGUGGGCAAGAAGCCCUUUGCUUUUGGAGAGUGGUGGUGCCAUGAGUUUGCAACAAAGUCCGAAGUGGUUGGAUGAAGGAGAUGUUAAGAAACCGGGGCAUACGGUUACGGCUGGACAUAAGAACUAUGAUUUGAUGUUAAAUCUACAACUUGGGAUUAGGCACUCUGUUGGGAAACAUGCUUCCCUUAUGAGGGAACUUAGGCACUGUGAUUUUGAUCCCAAGGAUAAGCAAUGGACCAGGUUUCCCCCAGAAGGCUCUAAGUCUACGCCACCCCAUCUAUCUGCCGAGUUCAAAUGGAAGGACUAUUGCCCAAUUGUGUUUAGGCAUCUAAGAGAUUUAUUCGCGAUAGACCAAGCGGACUACAUGCUCGCUAUUUGCGGAAAUGAAUCACUUAGGGAAUUUUCUUCACCUGGAAAGAGUGGAAGCUCCUUUUACUUGACUCAAGAUGAACGCUUCAUGAUCAAAACCAUGAAAAAAUCCGAAAUUAAGGUAUUGCUUAAGAUGCUCCCAAAUUAUUACGAGCAUGUUUCUAAGUACAAGAACUCUUUAGUCACCAAGUUCUUCGGGGUGCAUUGUGUCAAACCGGUAGGAGGCCAAAAGACUCGGUUCAUAGUGAUGGGAAAUCUGUUUUGUUCGGAAUAUCGUAUACACAAACGGUUUGACUUGAAAGGUUCAUCACACGGCCGUACCAUUGACAAGGAUGAAGGUGAAAUCGACGAGACCACAACACUUAAAGACUUGGAUCUCAAGUAUGUAUUUCGACUCGAGACCUCAUGGUUUCAAGCCUUCAUUAACCAAAUCGAUAUCGAUUGUGAGUUUCUUGAAGCUGAGAGGAUUAUGGACUAUAGUCUAUUGAUUGGUCUUCAUUUCCGUGAAUCUGGCUUGCGUGACGACAUUUCCUUGGGCAUCGGUCGACGAGAUCAGGAAGACAAAUUGAUGAGAGGGUAUAAUUCGCUUCCAAAUAUGGAAUCUGUCACCCAAACUUGUAACGGGCCAUUAUUGAGACUAGGGGAAAGCACACCGGCUAAAGCAGAGCAAGUGAGAAGAUUUGUGGAAGAUUCGUGGGAAGAAGACGACAUUGACAACUCAAAUCCUAAGAGUACGAGGAAAGAGGUCGUUGAGGUGAUCCUUUAUUUCGGUGUUAUUGAUAUUCUUCAAGACUAUGAUAUCACCAAAAAACUAGAGCAUGCCUACAAGUCACUCCACGCAGAUCCCGCGUCGAUUUCAGCUGUUGAUCCUAAGCUUUAUUCCAGAAGAUUUAGAGACUUUAUAAACAAAAUAUUCAUUGAAGACAAAUGAGAAUGAAAGUAACAUGCAACU
Messenger RNA from Arabidopsis arenosa, 2200 nucleotides. The record is from the annotation of a GenBank genome assembly. Lineage: Eukaryota; Viridiplantae; Streptophyta; Magnoliopsida; Brassicales; Brassicaceae.